Messenger RNA from Adineta steineri, 861 nucleotides. NCBI's taxonomy places the organism in Eukaryota, Metazoa, Rotifera, Eurotatoria, Adinetida, Adinetidae. The record is from the annotation of a GenBank genome assembly.
AUGUCGACAUCAAUCAUUUCCUCAUUAGCAUUUGCUGGAAAACAAGUGACAAUCUAUGGUGGAAUACUCGUAUUUAUUGCUGGUAUAGUAGGUGAAUUUUUUAAUAUAGUUAUAUUUGUUAGUCUGCGAACAAUGCGACAAAAUUCAUGUACCAUCUACUUAAUUAUUAUGUCCAUUGUCAAUAUAUUUCAAUUAUGUUUUAAUGUAUUAUCACGUAUUAUGAUUAAUGUAUAUGGAAGUGAUGGAACUGAUCGUUCAUUGAUAUAUUGCAAAUUUCGUUUUUUCUUUUCUCAAUUUUGUACAGUAUUUUCUUUAACAUGUUUUUGUUUAGCAACAAUCGAUCAAUAUUGUGCUACAUGUUCUCGUGUAUGGUUACGGCAAAUGGCUAAUAUAAAAGUAGCUCGACGUUUAUCCGUUAUAUUUAUGUCUAUUUGGCUUUUACAUGGCAUUCCAUAUUUUUUCUUUUUCAAUUAUAGUGUAUCGCUUACUGGUAAAAUCAGUUGUAUUGCGACAAAUUAUAUCUAUUUACAAUAUAGAGCUUAUGUUGUUGUUCUUAUUUUUCAAGGGUUUCUUCCUAUUACUAUUACAGUUUUAUUUGGAUCAAUGUCUUAUUAUAAUGUACGACAACUAGCUUUCUAUACAGUACCACUUGUACGAAGAGAAUUAGACAAGCAAUUAACAGCAAUGGUUUUAGUACAAGUUCUUAUAAAUUUCUUCGUUCUUUCACCAUAUAGUAUUGCGAAUGCUCUAACAUUGAAUACAAACUUAAAUAGUGAUCCCAUUAUUCAAGCACAAAUUCAGUUGGCUAAUAACAUAACUCUUAUCCUUUACUACACUCAUUUAGCAGUAAGUGUCACUUAA